GUCCACACUUGGGAAUAAGGAGAUCCAGAAUACUCCCUACAGGACAAUAUGCUCAUAAAACAAUUAAUACACUGAAACCAAUACGGUUUUCUUCUAUAACAUAUAAUUGGUUUACAACCCCAAACUCUGAAAGAUAUAUACCUACAUGGCAUCUAAUUCAAAACCUCUGACCUGGGCACCUGGGUGGCUCAGUCAGUUAAGCAUCUGACUCUUGAUUUCCACUCAGGUCAUGAUCUCAUGAUUGGGAGAUGGAGUCCCAUGGAUCCUGGGUCAGGGAUUGCAACGGGUGUGGACCUACUUAAGAUUCUCUCUCUCCCUCUCUUUCUGCCCUUCCCCAGCUCCACCCACGGGUACAUAUGUACUGUCUCUCAAAGACAAACAAACAAACAAACAAAACACUGCCCCAAAACAAACAAAAAACCCAACCAAAUAACAACAACAACAAACCCUGGCUUCUACAAAACAACAACAAAAGUUCUUUAACAUAUCAAAUGAAAGACUGAAAUGCAGGGGCACCUGGGUGGCUCAGUUGGGUAAGCUUCUGAGUCUUAAUUUUGGCUCAGGGCACGAUCUCACGGUUCAUGACCUGGAGCCCAGAGUUGGGUUCUGUGAGCAGAGAGCCUACUUGGGAUUCUCUCUCUCCCUCUCUCUCUGGCCCUCUCCAGCUCAUGCUUUUUCUCUCUCAAAAUAAGUAAACUCCACUUGCAAGCAAGUGAGCAGAGGGCUGUUCAGCUGCAAGAGUGGAGCAAUGCCUAAGUCAAAGGAACUUGUUUCUUCAAGCUCUUCGGGCAGUGAUUCUGAGUGUGAGGUUGACAAAAAGUUAAAGCGGAAAAGGCAGGUUACUCCAGAAAAACCUGUAAAGAAGCAAAAGACCAGUGAGACUUCAAGAGCCCUAUCAUCCUCUAAGAAGAGUAGGAGCCACAGAGAUGAUAACAUGUUUCAGACUGGGAAAAUGAGGUAUGUCAGUGGUCGAGACUUUAAAGGGAAAGUCCUAAUUGAUAUUAGAGAAUACUGGAUGGAUCCGGAAGGUGAAAUAAAACCAGGAAGAAAAGGUAUUUCUUUAAAUCCUAAGCAAUGGAGCCAGCUGAAGGAACAGAUUUCUGACACUGAUGAUGCAGUAAACUGUAAAAUCAGAGCCAUAUAAAACCUGUACUGUUCUAGUUGUUUUAAUCUGUCUUUUUACAUUGGCUUUUGUUUUCUAAAUGUUGUUUUCCAAGCUAUUGCAUAUUUGGAUUGCAGAACAAUUUGUAAGAUGAAUACUUUUUUUGUAAUGUACAUUAUUAAAAAUGUUCUGAGUGAAGCUGAUUGUCAACUUUACUAAGGAGGAUUGCUUUGUGCCCACCACCUACUGU
Leopardus geoffroyi (Geoffroy's cat) is the source of this 1352-nucleotide messenger RNA. Its product is annotated as activated RNA polymerase II transcriptional coactivator p15-like. Gene Ontology annotation, cellular component: nucleus; transcription regulator complex. The coding region runs from base 749 to 1144 and encodes 131 amino acids. Lineage: Eukaryota; Metazoa; Chordata; Mammalia; Carnivora; Felidae. The record is from RefSeq and is a predicted model, not a curated record. Gene Ontology annotation, biological process: positive regulation of transcription initiation by RNA polymerase II. Gene Ontology annotation, molecular function: DNA binding; transcription coactivator activity. The transcript has a single exon.